This is a messenger RNA of Tripterygium wilfordii, 2030 nucleotides long. Its product is annotated as L-type lectin-domain containing receptor kinase IX.1-like. NCBI's taxonomy places the organism in Eukaryota, Viridiplantae, Streptophyta, Magnoliopsida, Celastrales, Celastraceae. The record is from RefSeq and is a predicted model, not a curated record. The coding region runs from base 1 to 2004 and encodes 667 amino acids. The transcript has 2 exons. Gene Ontology annotation, cellular component: plasma membrane. Gene Ontology annotation, molecular function: protein kinase activity; ATP binding; carbohydrate binding. Gene Ontology annotation, biological process: protein phosphorylation.
AUGUCUGUAAUCAUAUACUUCUUUCUAUUAUUCUUGGUCUCUCAUUCAACUCCUCUGUCAUUUGAUUAUGCAAGUUUUGACCCUAGUAAUCGUGAAAUAAGGUGCGAAGGUGGUGCUACUUUUGUAGAAUCAGCCAUCCAACUCACACCAAAUCAAAUUUGGACUACUGGACAUGCUCGGUGUGUGGAACCCAUGCAUCUUUGGGACAAGGCCACCGGAAGUCUCGCAGACUUCAAAACCAACUUUUCCUUCGCCAUCGAUUCCUUGAACAAUGCGUCACAUGCUGAUGGAAUAGCUUUCUUUAUGGCUCCCCUUACUUACCAUAUGCCAGUGGAUGCAGAUGGUGCUGGCAUUGGUCUUGCGAGCGGGGACGACAAGUUCAACUCAUCUGCUAAUCCAUUUGUUUCGGUGGAAUUCGACACCUAUCAUAAUAUAUGGGAUCAAGAGAAUGAUCAUGUGGGUAUAAAUAUCAACUCUGUAAGGUCCAUACAAAGCAUGACAUGGUAUAGUAGUCCUAUGGAUGAGAAAUUAAUGAAUACUUGGAUAGAUUACAAUUCUACUGCAAAAAUUCUAAGUGUUGUCUUCACUGGAAUUAAAGAUGCUGUGUUCUUAAAGCAGGAGCUUUAUUAUGAAAUUGAUCUUAGAGAUCACCUGCCAGAGUGGGUUAAUGUUGGCUUCGCUUCUGCAACAGGGAUGUAUUCUGAAAUUCACCUUCUUCACUCUUGGCACUUCAGCUCAAAUUUGCAAAUCAACACUCCUUCACCUGCCAUGCCUAGCAUCAGUCCCGGUGAAAGAGCUAACUACAAAAAAUUGUAUUACAUUGGUGGUGCUGUUUCAUUGGGGGUGGUUUUAAUUUUAAUGUUUCUAUACUUGUGCAAGAAUAGAAUUGGAAGAUUUCAUAUCAAGAAUUGGUUCUUGGAACUGAUUAAGAACUUGACGAGGGAAAAGAGACCAGCUGCAGAUUCUUCGAGGGAUGUUGAAUUUCAAAAUCUCGCCGGUGCUAUGAGGAUUACAUAUUCAGAAUUGGCUCGUGCCACCGAUAACUUUGCAGCAGAAAGGAAGGUUGGGGAGGGAGUAUCCGGUGUUGUAUAUAGAGGCUCUUGGAAUGGUGAGGAUAUUGCGGUUAAAAAGUUUAAAGGAAAUUCAGGGCAGGAAAUUAUAGAUUAUGAAUCUGAAGCCAAGGUAAUUAGCCAGUUGAGGCAUAGACAUUUGGUGAAACUUAUUGGCUGGUGCCACGAAAGUGCAGAAUACUUGCUUGCUUAUGAGUACAUACCUAAUGGUACUCUUGAAUCACAUCUUUUCAAUCGGCCAAGCAUCUUAUCAUGUGAAAACAGAUACAAGAUUUGUAGAGAAAUAGCCUCUUCUAUACAUUACUUGCAUGAAGAAUAUGAACAAUGCGUGUUGCAUAGAGAUGUUAAACUAAGCAACAUCAUGUUGAAAUCAAAUCUAGAAGCAAAGUUGGAAGACUUUUGCUUAGCCAGAUUUGUUGAACAUGAAAGCGGCUCAAGAAAUACGGCAGUUGCCGGGACCUUAGGAUAUAUGGCUCCUGAAUAUUUUCAAACAGGCAGAGCCACCAAGGAGUCAGAUGUCUUCAGCUUUGGAGUUGUUGUCUUGGAGAUUGCUUGCAGACGAAGGCCGAUGAUAUCACAUGCUGACGGAAGAGAGGUUCCCAUAAGAGAAUGGGUUUCAGAAUUUGAACAAAAUGGGCGGCUUCUUGAAGCAGCUGAUGAUCGUCUAAGAAGAAAUUUUGAUGAGGACCAAAUGAAACGGUUGUUGGAUGUGGGUCUCAGAUGUGCAAAUCCAGACUCCGCUUCUCGACCAUCAAUAAGACAAGCACUUGAUUUGCUGCCACCCUUGCCAUCUACUUUGUUCUGGUCUGUACUUUCAGACAUGAUCCAUUAUAUUACUGCAACAUUUGGAGGAAGCCCAAGCAGAAAUCCAGGUCGUCAUGAUGAUUCAUCCCAGUUUGCUUCUUCAGCCUCCCUUGCCCGCUAUGGUUCUUGAAUCCUAUUAAGAUUUUAUGUUCUGUA